CCUAUAAAAGGGUGGGCGGGCGGCCCCUUCUCUUCAGAGCGGGCGGGAUCGCGCAGGUGGAAGGAGUGGCAAUCAUAACUGUGGUGGUUUUUUUCUUCGCAACUGAGAGGGAAACAAUGGCGUGGCAAGCGAUGGAGAUCAACCCCGAGAUGCUGAACAAAGUGCUGUCUCGUUUAGGAGUUGCCCCUGGCUGGAGGUUUGUGGAUGUGCUGGGGUUUGAGGAGGAUUCCUUAAACGCGGUACCCAGUCCAGCUUGUGCUCUACUCCUGCUGUUUCCCCUUACUGCUCAGCAUGAAAACUUCAGAAAAAAACAGACUGAAGAACUGAAGGGUCAAGAAGUAAGCUCAAAAGUCUAUUUUCUGAAGCAGACUGCCAGUAAUUCAUGUGGAACAAUUGGCCUUAUACACGCAGUUGCUAACAACCAAGAUAAAAUACUGUUUGAUGAGGGGUCUGCACUGAAAGAGUUCCUUAAUGCAACAGCUGACCUCUCUCCAGAUGAGAGGGCAAAACGUCUUGAAAACCAUAAGGCGAUUCAGGAUGCCCACAAUGCAGUAGCACAAGAAGGCCAAUGUCGGGUUGAAGAUGAUAAAGUGAACUUCCACUUCAUUCUGUUUGCCAGUGUUGAUGGGCAGCUCUAUGAAUUAGAUGGCCGAAUGCCCUUCCCUAUAAAUCAUGGUGCUAGUUCAAGUGAUACCCUGCUGAAGGCUUCUGCCAAGGUCUGCCGGCAGUUCACAGAACGUGAGCAAGGAGAGGUUCGCUUUUCUGCUGUGGCACUAUGCAAGUCUGCCUGAAGGUCAGAAGUUUAAAGCAGCCCUGUAGCAUAUCACAGAAAGCAGUUCAAGCCUGUAGUGCUUCAGUGCUUAAGUUUAAAAAAAGAGGAAACCCCCCACAGCUCUUCUUGGUCUUGAGUUUAAACUGUUGCUGAACCUGUUCUCCCCACGCCCUUACAGCAGCUUCAGCGAUGCUUGUCCUAAAAGCAGAGCUCAGAUUCUCCCAACACUUUAAAUGUGUCAGAUACUGGGACUCUUUAUGACUGUAACUUGUUUCACUGUUUCAUAGGGCUUUGACUUGUUCUUCCCAAGUUGUUUCUCAAACUGUUGUGACUUCAUGUUAAUCACAAGAAUAAAUAUUUUGUUGCUAUUCCAAAA
Molecule: messenger RNA, 1148 nt
Organism: Sceloporus undulatus (fence lizard)
Lineage: Eukaryota; Metazoa; Chordata; Lepidosauria; Squamata; Phrynosomatidae
Gene: UCHL1
Product: ubiquitin C-terminal hydrolase L1
Exons: 9
Coding region: 117-791 (224 amino acids)
Biological process (GO): ubiquitin-dependent protein catabolic process; protein deubiquitination
Cellular component (GO): cytoplasm
Molecular function (GO): cysteine-type deubiquitinase activity
Source: RefSeq, a predicted model, not a curated record